AUGGCACUGAGACUACUUGGUGCACAACUGCAACGAGGUCUCACUUCGAGAGCUUCUAAUAAUCUUCAGAGGAGUGCAGUAGAAUCUUUCAAGAGACCCGCAAUUGGAUCCACACUACAGCAAUACGAACGGUUCUUUUCGGAUGGAAAGGGUGGCGAUGAUGACACUACACCUCCGCAAACAGAAGAAAGCGCCGUGGUGCAGUCUACUAAUGAUUACGAUAUUGACGAAAUAGUCUCGUCUUUCCGAGAUACCUCUUAUUUUGAUACAGAGGAACGACCAGAUUAUUCGAAAAUGACCAACGAAGAAUUGGAAAACUCCAUGACCAUUCCUGGUUGGGAUUUGAUUCACUCUCCUCCCAAGGAUCGCAUGGUCCCCAAAGGUGCUUUGGUGGGAACAGUGGUUUCGACUAAAAUGCAAAAGACUGUCAAUGUCGCCGUGGAUCGCUAUAAAACCCAUCCCAAGUACCGCAAACGACUGCGAUACACUCGCAAGUUUAUGGCACACGAUGAAAAGGAAGUGGCCAACGCUGGAGACUUGGUCAUGAUCGUUCCUUGUCACAAGAUUUCCAAGCACAAGCAUUUCAUGCUACGAGAAAUUGUUCGUGCCAAGGGACAACUGUAG
Molecule: messenger RNA, 624 nt
Organism: Cylindrotheca closterium
Lineage: Eukaryota; Bacillariophyta; Bacillariophyceae; Bacillariales; Bacillariaceae
Source: the annotation of a GenBank genome assembly